Cordyceps militaris CM01 is the source of this 1593-nucleotide messenger RNA. RefSeq names its product high affinity methionine permease. Gene Ontology annotation, biological process: amino acid transmembrane transport. Gene Ontology annotation, cellular component: membrane. The transcript has 4 exons. The coding region runs from base 1 to 1593 and encodes 530 amino acids. Lineage: Eukaryota; Fungi; Ascomycota; Sordariomycetes; Hypocreales; Cordycipitaceae. Gene Ontology annotation, molecular function: L-amino acid transmembrane transporter activity. The record is from RefSeq and is a predicted model, not a curated record.
AUGGCUGCUAUACCCGAGAAACCAAACUCUUCCGACGACGGCGCCGAGCCCCGAGUGAGCCAUGCGAGUGUCCUGGACGACGGCGUCGGCAACCUCCGCUUCGACCAGUACACGGCCGGAGGACUGGGCCGCCAUCUCGGCGUCGUCAGCACAACUUUUCUCAUUGUCGGCCGCAUCAUCGGGACGGGCAUCUUCUCGACGCCGUCGGGCAUCGUCGCCGGCGUCGGCAGCGUCGGCGCCUCCCUGCUCCUCUGGGUGCUCGGCCUGCUGCUCGCCAUUUCCGGUCUCUGCGUCUGGCUCGAGUUCGCCUGCCUGAUUCCGCGCAGCGGCGGCGAAAAGGUCUACCUCGAGGCCGCCUACAGACGACCCAAGAUGCUCAUCACCACCGUCUUUGCCGUCCAGGCCAUUGCUCUGGGCUUUACCGCCUCUGGUUGCAUCAUCUUUGCCUCCAACAUCGUCAUUGCCGCCGGUCGCGUCGCCACCGAGUGGGAGAAGCGCGGCAUCGCCAUUGCCGUCAUUAUCCUGGUCACGCUCGUCCACACGUUUUUCCCCAAGCUCGGCGUGCACGGCAUGAACUUCUUCACCAUUCUCAAAAUCGCCCUGCUGCUCUUCAUCGUCGUCACCGGCUGGGUGGUGCUCGGCGGCGGCGUCGCCAGCGUGCCGGACCCCCACGCCAGCUUCCGAGACGCCUUUGCCAACUCGGCGCAGUCGGGCAAUCCCUACGCGACGGCGCUGUUUAAAGUCCUCAACUCGUAUGCUGGUUGGUCCAACGCAAUGUAUGUCCUCAACGAAGUCAAGAACCCCAUCCGGACAAUCAAAAUUGCCGGGCCGCUUGGGCUGUCCAUCUGCGGCGUCCUCUACCUCCUCGCCAAUGUCGCCUACUUUGCCGCGGCCACGCCCCACGAGGUGGCGCAGAGCGGCACGACCGUCGCCGCCUACUUCAUGGGCAAGGUCUUUGGCGUCGCGGCCAAGCGCGCCCUCAGCGUGCUCGUCGCCUUGUCCGCUCUGGGCAACGUCAUGACGGUCACAUUUGCCCAGGCGCGCGUCAACCAAGAGCUGGCCAAGGAAGGCGUCAUCCCAUUCCCUCGAUUCUGGGCGUCCAACUGGCCGUUUGGCUCUCCUUCCACCGGACUGAUCCUCCACUUUAUCCCGUCCUUCAUCGUCAUUGUCGCCAUCCCCUUUGGAAACGCAUACAACUUCAUCCUCGACCUCGAGGGCUAUCCCGGAUCCGUCAUCAGCUUCCUCGUCGUCGCGGGCCUCUUCUACCUGCGCUUCAGCGAGCCCGACACGCCUCGUCCGUUCAAGGUGUGGUGGCCUGUGGCUGGCUUCUUCAUGCUCGGCCAGGCGUUCCAGCUGGUGGCGCCGUUUCUUCGCCCACCUGGCGGCAAGGGAGACACGCCGCCGCUGCCCUACUGGCUGUACUGUGUUGUGGGAAUCGCCCUCCUGCUCUUGUCGGUGGUGUACUGGUUUGUCUGGUGGGUGGCUGCGCCCAAAAUCGGCAAAUACGAGCUGGUUCCGCACAAUGAGCCUUUGGCCGAUGGCACAAAUGUCAUUGUCUACCAUCGGGUGCCUAGAAAGUUUGAGGACUCUUGA